UUCCUCCUCUCUCGGCCCGAACCCUCCCACCUCUUCUUCUUCUUUUUCUUCUUCUUCUUCUUCUUCCUUCCUCUCUUCUGUCUCUGCCCGACGUUGCUCACUAUGCUCCGUGCUCGCCCUCGACGAGUUCCUCGACGAAUCUCCACAUGGAGUCGGGCCUCAAGUCCCUCGACGAGUUCCUCUCCGGCAAGACCUACAUCUCCGGGUAAAGCUCGUCUACAAGAAGCCGGCGAAGAAGACGACCGCAUCCCCAUCUUCGUCGGCUCGGAGGACCUCGCGUGGAACCAUGUAUCAUCCCACCGAGAGGCAGCGUUCGCGGUGGCAAAGAUCGAGGAGAUGCAGAGGACGAAUCUGGACGCCAGUCGCCCCCCGCUCGCCCCGCCCUUUCCUCCGUCGACGCCGUCAGCCCCCUCUCGCCCCGUAGCUUAGCCGGUGGACAUCGCUCACCCUUGACGCCGCUACUGAACGCAGCUCGUUCCCCCGGUGGACGCCGCUCGCCGCUCGUCCAAUCGCCCCGACGCCGCUCGCCCGGCCCGCCCCGACGCCUCUCGCCGCUCACCUUUCAUGCUGAUUUCAGUUCUCCUUUAGGGUUGUUUUUUUUGCGCUGCCUAUGCAUUUCGUUCGUAAGAGAGGAGUGUGAAGGUGGGUAUGUUCAAGGGAGCAUUUACGGCAUUCAAUCAGGUCAAAAGUUUGGACAACGUAGAAAUUGAAGGUGGGUAUGAGACUCCCGAUGUCUACGUGCAUUGCUGGUACACCGAGUUUGGGGGAGCGGUGCCUUAUAGGCAAGCAGAGGAUUUGGCAUUCUCGGUCGUGAGGUUCAUUCAGAACAGCGGUUCAUUCAUCAAUUACUAUAUGUAUUGCGGAGGAACCAACUUUGGCAGGACAGCUGGUGGUCUCUUCAUUGCCACCAGCUAUGACUACGAUGCUCCUCUUGGUGAAUAUGGUUUACUGAGGGAACCAAAGUGGAGUCACUUGAGAGAUUUGCACAAAGCCAUUAGGCAAAGUGAAUGGGCUCUGGUUUCUGCUGAUCUGCGCAGUGCGGUCACUUGGAAGUAAUCAAGAGGCUCACGUGUUCAAAGCUGGAAGCGGAUGCGCGGCCUCCUGGCAAACUACGGCACGAAGUAUUCUGUCAUAGUCAAUUUUGGAAACGGUCAAUAUGACUUGCCGCCUUGGUCCAUCAGCAUUCUUCCGGACUGCAAAACUGCUAUUUACAACACUUUGCAAGGGUAAGGCACAGACCAUUUGGUCCCAAAUGUGGAAGCUUUUUAAUAAGUUUUGUCACAAAUUUCCAAAGUAGGCAGAUGAUGAGUUGGCUGAUUUUAGAGGAUGCCUUGAUAUUAUUCCUGAAAUGCUCGAACUGAGAUUAGUGCUUUUGAAUGUCAAAUUUUUGUUAGUGCUUUUCUGGACCUUGUUGUUUUGCCAUUCUUUGUUUUGCCAUCAACAAUGCUGCUGCUGUUUGGACUUCGAUGAUGAGCAGCCCGCAUGUUGACGAGCUGACAUGGAAAAAAGUUGCACGUGUCGCUGUUCAAUUUUAUUUGUUUUGUAUUCUCUCUCAUAAAUGAUAAACUUGUUUAUUAUUGUUG
Molecule: messenger RNA, 1583 nt
Organism: Eucalyptus grandis
Lineage: Eukaryota; Viridiplantae; Streptophyta; Magnoliopsida; Myrtales; Myrtaceae
Product: beta-galactosidase-like
Exons: 7
Coding region: 649-1056 (135 amino acids)
Biological process (GO): carbohydrate metabolic process
Cellular component (GO): cell wall; vacuole
Molecular function (GO): beta-galactosidase activity
Source: RefSeq, a predicted model, not a curated record